UAUCUAAGACUUAUCUGAAAAUGGUGCUUACCCUCUUCAUAUGCUCUAUCACCUACCACUUAGAAAGAAAUAAAGCCUUUAGUUCUAUAUGCGUAAGACAUACACACCCCAGAUACGAGAUAGACAGGUACCUUGUUUGUACCCCACCCUGCCCUACUGCCUACAUAGUUACAGAAGCUGUUUGGGGUGUUUCUUUUUCUGCCACCUAAUCUUUAUGUGGCAAAAGGCAACAAUGCCUUCUGUCAUGUACAAUUUAUUUAGAGUUCCAGAUUCUAGAACUUAAGAAGGAAAAGGCACAACCAGAAACAGAAUGAGUGGAACUUGAGUAUUACCAGAGAAGGAAAAAGCCUUGGACACUUUUCCAUCAUGCUGACGGCAUUUUAGAUACAUUUGUCAAUUUUCCCAAAUUUUAACUGAAGAAAACCUAAAGAGUUUGAAGAUAAAGUGUGACCAACUGGUUAUCAGGCUUUCAGGAUGAAUCUGGAAAAACUCAGCAAGCCUGAGCUCCUAACACUCUUCAGUAUUCUUGAAGGGGAGCUCGAAGCAAGGGACCUUGUUAUCGAAGCUUUAAAGGCCCAACACAGAGAUACUUUCAUUGAAGAACGCUAUGGAAAAUAUAACAUCAGUGAUCCUUUAAUGGCCCUACAGAGAGACUUUGAGACACUGAAGGAGAAAAAUGAUGGCGAAAAGCAGCCAGUCUGCACAAACCCCCUCUCCAUUCUCAAGGUGGUGAUGAAGCAAUGCAAAAACAUGCAGGAGCGCAUGCUGUCCCAGCUGGCCGCCGCUGAGAGCAGACACCGCAAGGUGAUCCUCGACCUUGAGGAAGAAAGGCAAAGGCACGCACAGGACACAGCCGAGGGAGAUGACGUGACCUACAUGCUAGAGAAGGAGAGAGAGCGGCUGACUCAGCAGCUGGAAUUUGAAAAGUCCCAGGUGAAGAAGUUUGAAAAGGAGCAGAAGAAGCUGUCCAGUCAGCUGGAAGAGGAGCGCGCCCGCCACAAGCAGCUCUCCUCCAUGCUGGUGCUCGAGUGCAAGAAGGCCACCAGCAAGGCGGCCGAGGAGGGCCAGAAGGCAGGGGAACUGAGCCUGAAGCUGGAGAAGGAGAAGAGCCGCGUGAGCAAGCUGGAGGAAGAGCUGGCGGCGGAGAGGAAGCGAGGCUUGCAGACGGAGGCCCAGGUGGAGAAGCAGUUGUCUGAGUUUGACAUCGAAAGGGAACAGCUGCGAGCAAAGCUGAACCGGGAGGAGAACCGGACGAAGACUCUGAAGACAGAGAUGGAGAGUCUGAAGAAGAGAGUGAAGGACCUGGAGGCCUCUCCCCAGCACAGCAGCCCCAGGGAGCUGUCGAGGAAACUGGUCUCCGUGGCCAAAGGCACAGCGACUGAGCCUCCUGUGCUGGUGUCCGUGUUUUGCCAAACGGAGAGUUUUCAGGCCGAAAGAACCCAGGGGAGCAACAUAGCCAAGGGGACAGCCUCCGGGCCGCCUGGUCCCACCACUCCUGCCUACUGUUACGCAAAAGCCAAUGGCCAUUUUGACCCAGAGAUCCAAACUUCCAAGGAGCCGACUGCAGGCAGCAGUGUAGAACACCAAGUGCCUCCACGAGAGAAGCCCGGGGCCCAGGAGAAAGCGGUGGAGAACGGCGGGUGCCCCCUGGGCGUGGACACCCCAGUCCCAGGGCCCAGUCAUCUCCCCUCCAGCGGGAGCUCCCUCUCUCCCAGCAGCACUGCCUCCUCCUCACUCACGUCCUCUCCUUGCUCUUCCCCAGUGCUAAAUAAGCGCUUGCUGGGCUCCUCCGCCAGCAGCCCCGGCUACCAGUCGUCCUACCAAGUAGGGGUCAACCAGCGGUUCCACGCGGCUCGGCACAAAUUCCAGUCCCAGGCAGAUCAGGAGCAGCAGGCCAGUGGUCUGCAGAGCCCCCCGUCCAGGGAUCUGUCCCCCACCCUCAUGGACAACUCUGCUGCCAAGCAGUUGGCCCGAAACACAGUCACUCAGGUGCUCUCCAGAUUCACUAGCCAACAAGGGCCCAUCAAGCCCGUCUCUCCCAACAGCUCUCCCUUCGGCACAGACUAUCGGAAUCUGGCCAGCUCUGCCAACCCGAGAAGCGACGCCAGCCAUUCACCUACUCCAGGGAAAGUGUCCAGUCCUCUGAGCCCCCUGUCUCCGGGGAUCAAGUCCCCGACCAUCCCCCGAGCUGAGAGAGGAAAUCCUCCACCCAUCCCACCCAAAAAACCCGGCCUCACCCCUUCUCCGUCCACUGCCGCGCCACUGACCAAAACUCACACCCCGGCGUCCUCUCUGAGCGCCGCCGAAGACCUCGCCGGCAGCUGCUCUUCCAAUGCCGUCGUGGCCAACGGCAAGGACGUUGAGAUCCUUUUGCCGACCAGCAGCUAGUCCCCAGAGGGGCUGCUCCGCACUUGACAUUCCGUCAGAUUUCAUCCGAGAGCUCAGCGUCAAACCGUCGAGUCAGAUCAUGUUAUUUAUUUUGAUAGUAGCGGAAACCAUCUGUAUAAUACAGUUAGUGUAAUUCAACUUUUUGUAUUUUUUUAAGUAGACACUGAGUAGUUUGGGUUUUUAUGACUCCCAUCUUUGUACUAAAGCUAGAGAGGCACCUCAGAGACAUCUCGAGCUCGACCUUCGCCAUCGUGUUGCGAUAGAAAAAGCUGGUGGAGCACCAGGUGGUGAUUUGCUGUCUAUUUUGGGACUAGAAUCACUCAACACUCAUUUUGAAUUAUGCAGACGUGGUUCAUGCAGAUUUUUAUUCCAGAUGAACAUGUUUAAAAAGUGCCUGAAAUAAGACUGCCAUAUGAAUGUGAUUCUGCAGCAAAAACACAAAACAGAUCAUUUUAUUGCAGAAAAUUAGAUCCUCUGUGAAUCCUGAAUGUUAAAAUCCAACACUGCUUUGAGUCCUCUUUUCUUCUGUUUAGCCCAAGCCUUGAGUUGAGAAGCAAGGCUGAGGGAGAGGCACCCGCGAGGGCGCCGUGGGAGCGCGCUCAUCCCGGAACUAGCUUUCUAGUGCCCUUGAAAACCCUCCUGACAAUGAAGCAGUUGGGGUGCUGAUUUUUUUGUACUUUUGAGAAUUUGUUACCCCAAGUUUCCUGCCUAAGUUCUUGAAUAGAGGGAAGUCACAUCUCCAUUCAAAAAUGUCUUCAGGCAUCUACUGUUGUGUAAGGAACUUCUGAUUCCGAUCGCUAUUACUUGAAUAGGAAAUGGUUAUUCGUUCUGUAUAAAAGUUUUGCCACAGAAUGAGAUCUUUAUUCUGUAAUCUAAAAAGCAAUAACAUAAAAUUCACUCUCCUUGUAAUAUUAUAAGUCAGAAUCACAUAGGUUUUACUAAACUGUUAUACUUAACUCUCCAAGCUGCCAGCACUUGGUGUCUAUAUCUGUGGAACCAAAUUAACUUUUGCCUAAGUGGAAGUAUAAAUAUAUCUGUAUAGAUACACAACCCUUUGCGUGUUUAACAUACACACUUAAACACAUAAAUAUUAGUGUGAUUAUAUCUUUGGAGUUUGCAAUAGAGCAUAAAGGAUGAGUAGAAAUGCACCUUCAGAUUACCUACCAAAGCAGCCAGAUGUGCUGGGGACCCAAUCACUCAAAAGAGGACUCUUGUGCACAGGGAGGGGGCAAAUUCCAAAUAAAGUCAGGUCUUUGGCAUCGUGAAAAGGAAGGGCCACUCCCUCCAGUGUCACAAAACUCACUGGUCGUAACAGUGAGUAAAACUCAACUGGGAGUGGCAGAAGCUGCAACAAGCUGUAGUGCCCAAGCCCCCCUGAGAAGGGACGCAUGCUGUUCAGCCCCAGCCGCUGCUGCCGUGCACGAGCUCUAGGCCAGGGCUGCUCACAUUUUUAUGAAACACAAAUUUUCAUGAAAAACAUGAAAUUUUUAAAUGUCAAGAACUGAUUCAAAAAAUUUUAAACUUCUGGUUAAACAAACACUUCUACAGCUGGAUAUAGCUCAUGAGCUGCCAAGUUGCAAAAUCCUCCAUUCUAGAAUCUUCUCCCUUUGGCACAGACUGUCGAAGUCGAGCCAACCCUGCCAACCCAUUUCCAUCAUAGUGAGUGUGUGAGGACAAAAGCCUCCAGGCUUUGCAAGUUACAGGCUAGUACAAAGUGCUUAGAACAUGGCGACUGACCCCUCUUCUACACUGCACAGCCCACAGCCCAGUGUAGACAUGGUGGCUAAGUGGUCAUGUGUCCACAGUGAUACAAUCAAGUAAAGGAUAGAGAAGGCCUCCUGCUGUCAUUUAAAUCUAUUUCCUCUUAAUCCAACAUGGGUUGACGAGAGGAAGGCAGGUGAUAGAAGUUGGUUCUCUAGAUCACAGUGGAGGAUAUUGGUAUCUCCAUAGUUUAUGAUUUCAUCCAGGUCAAUACAUAAAAAAUUAAAUUCUGCUCUGCCCCAGGGGUGUCUGCCAACAUGGUGAAGAUGGCAUCUUAAACAGUCCAAACCAAUCAUACAUUAAACUACUUCACACAUGGCCAACAAGAGAACUGGCUAUAGUCCCAGCGUAGUAUUACCUCUCUUGCUUUAAAUGGUAAUCUUAAAAGUUGCAUUGUGCUCUCCCUUUGUUUUGGCAUAGAUAUAUAUAUAGAGAGAGAUUAUAAGGAAGUUUAUUUCUUAGGAAGUGCACUGAAUAAUGUAUUUCUUUUACAGUGUAAUAUGGGGGUGGGGAAAUGCAAAAAAAAUGUGUAUUUUUGCUAGUUGCCUAUCUUCUGAGAUAAAUAAGCACAAUACUGCAAUGGAUCCAAUAAUCCAGUUAGGUAUUAGAGAUUAGUAUUUAAGUUUGCUGUAGAUUGUGUGUGUGCUAAGUAAAAAGUUCCAUGAUUCACAAUUUUGGUAUUAACUCAUGUUACGAAAGCUAUGUUACCGUGUUACUGGACAACAGGUUAUAAUGAUGUGCAACCUAACACAAGCAUUAAGUAGUUAACAUUUGUAAAGCCAGAUGUACCAUGCAGAAGUCUUCAUCCAUUUUUAUAGCAGACUACAUUAAAACAAGUUAAAUCCCAUCGCAUGGGGAAGAAAUAGUCUUGUUUGUGCAAAGCACCGGGGGCCUGUUUUCUUGGGCAGCACCAGAUGGUGCUGAAGGGCGCACUCGUGACUGUAAAGAAAUCAAGCCAGUGACCCAUCCAGGUCAGACCCCAAAAGGAGCCAAGACGUUGGUCUUCUUUAGAAUCUUAGCACUGGAAGCGGCUUUCACAGUAAUCUGGCCUGUGAUUUGAUUUUUUUUUUUUAAGAUUUAUUUAUUUAUGCAUACAAGAGCUGGGGUAUAG
Molecule: messenger RNA, 5260 nt
Organism: Talpa occidentalis (Iberian mole)
Lineage: Eukaryota; Metazoa; Chordata; Mammalia; Eulipotyphla; Talpidae
Gene: CTTNBP2NL
Product: CTTNBP2 N-terminal like
Exons: 6
Coding region: 475-2388 (637 amino acids)
Source: RefSeq, a predicted model, not a curated record